AAAAUACGCUUGUCCUGUGCGAGGCUGCGGCAAACGCUUUCGAAGCAGUUCCGGUUUUAUAGUCACCGGGAUGCCCAUUCGGAAACCAAAACCACCUGUCCUGUGCCAGGCUGCGGCAGACGCUUUCGAAGCAGUUCCGGUCUUUACAAUCACCGGGAUGCCCAUUUGGAAACCGAAAGACACGCCUGUCAUGUGCCAGGCUGCGGCAGAAGCUUUCGAAGCAGAUCCAGUUAUUAUUAUCACAAGAAGUUUCAUUCUGAAAUUAAAAAGGACGCCUGUACUAAGCCGGGUGCUACGGACCAGAAAAAAAAAUGCAUUUUGGAAUGUUGUUAUGUAAGGACAUGCUCAUUUACCAUCAUGUGGGUUUUCUUCUAUUAG
Messenger RNA from Rasamsonia emersonii CBS 393.64, 378 nucleotides. RefSeq lists its product as uncharacterized. The record is from RefSeq and is a predicted model, not a curated record. NCBI's taxonomy places the organism in Eukaryota, Fungi, Ascomycota, Eurotiomycetes, Eurotiales, Trichocomaceae. The transcript has a single exon. The annotation marks the transcript as partial.